Colossoma macropomum (tambaqui) is the source of this 3236-nucleotide messenger RNA. RefSeq names its product zinc finger protein 3 homolog. Lineage: Eukaryota; Metazoa; Chordata; Actinopteri; Characiformes; Serrasalmidae. The transcript is spliced from 9 exons. Gene Ontology annotation, molecular function: DNA binding; DNA-binding transcription repressor activity, RNA polymerase II-specific. The record is from RefSeq and is a predicted model, not a curated record. Bases 123 to 2924 code for a protein of 933 amino acids. Gene Ontology annotation, biological process: negative regulation of transcription by RNA polymerase II.
UUGAAAUUCCCCAGCAGGAAGUGUGUCCGUACGUACACACAUAGCAAGCCAUGCUAGGUAGCUAACGCUAGAGAGAAAAUACUCCCAAAGUUACACAUUAAUCUUUAACUGCUCUGUUUAAAAUGGAGAAACAGGAGUUUUCGAAAACGUGUGAUCAAGGCUCCGGACUGCCUCUCUCUUCUUUGCGCCUCCUGGUACCACCUUUGCAUUUGAUGUAUACGUUCAUGUGGCAGGUUCUGCUGCAGAAAAACGUGCAACAUUAUGGAAAACUGGAGGAGUUUGUGUCCUUGGUCACAGAGACUGUUCCCCACCUGCUGAAUUACAGACAAAGAGCACAGCUUCUACUGGGGCUGAGGGCAAGAAUGGUUUUAGAGGCGUUACGAGGCUCAUCAGAUACAAAAAUUGUCCACGCUCACUUGGAGAGAAUGAGACUCCCUGCCAUUCAAACUGGAGGCCCAGUACACAUAGAUUCAGAUUUGGAACUGUCAGUGUCCAACUUCAAAGCACUGGUCCUUGCACUGCUGAAGGACCCAGCAGAAAAAGCAUGUUUCUUUCAGGUGGUAUUUCCUGUGGAAUAUGGCCCAAAGUAUGACACAGCUCUAAAGGAGCUAAUGUGGGAACUACUCUUCUGUCUGGAGAGGUUGCUUCCUGUUCCAGACUUUAAAAAGACGUUGUCUUGGCUCACCCCUGUACCUGCUGGCCUGGACGAAUACAUGCAGUCCGAACCAAAAUGCUUGCAAGCUCUGUUACAGCAACAUAAAGUCAUCGGCAGUGGGGACAAUGAGUACUGGAACAAAGUUUCCAAAACAGGGACUACUCUUUCCACAUCAGGGAACUGCAUUCUUUCCUCCCUCUCCAUUCCUCCAUCAACACAUGUUGCGGUCGCCACUGAACCCAUGGUCUACCACAUCCAGCCAACCACUGUGACCAUCCUGAGCCAGAAUGCCCUGGGCCAGCUGGGCACAGAGGCCAUAAUCGUGACUGACUACACAGAAGUCGAGCUGAGCAGUAACGAAGUGGCAGAGAUCACAGAGGUCAGUCACAACACUGAGGAAUCGGUGAGGAAAUGUGUGGAGGUGAAUAAUGAGAGCAGCUCUGUGGUGGCCAUUCUCAGUGACGAAGGUGCCGCAGAAGAGGAGGAGAUGAUUACUGUAAGCCAGCAAGUAGAGUUCCGUGAGGAACCACAGGACAGAAACAAAGAGGAUAGAAAUUUAUGUGAGAAAUCAACACAGUGUGACAUUAUAAUGGAGAUUCUAGGAGACGGAGGGGGAUUAGUGUCCUUCAAAGCUGAACCUGAGAGAGAAAAUAAAGGUGAACAGAAACAGGAAGAUGUACCUCAGACUUCUGACGAUAGUCAAGAGGAUAGUGGACAAGAUAACUGUACUCUAAAGGAAGACAAAAUCAUGUUUAUAGAAGGCAGAGAACAGACCGUGCAGCCCCAACGGAGGCGUGGCAGACCGAGGAAGAAUGCUGCACCGCCAAAACAGGUUCAGACUGGGAGACGGAGAGGACGGCCUCCGUCAGUCACAGUGGAAAAUGUCACAGAGAAGGAGAAAAAUGAAGACAGAGGGAAAAAAGAUCCAAAGCCCAGCAAACUUGAAGCAGGCCAGAAUGGUGUUGAGACUACAGUGAAAACUAGAGGUCUUCGAACAAGAUUGAAACCACAGCCUGAAGCUUCUGAAGAAAACCCUCGUGCUCGCUAUACCUGUAACGUCUGUGGACGGAAGUUCACCCGCUCGUCCGAUGUGCGGCGCCAUCAGCUCACCCACACUGGCGAGCGUCCCUUCCACUGCACUCAGUGUGAGAAGACCUUCCAGCAUUCAUGGGAUCUGACCAAGCACUGCAAGAAGUUCCAUGGCGAGGCCACCUUCUCGUGCCAGCUGUGCUGCAAGAGUUUUAUAAACCUGCGGGUUCUGACCGCCCACCACAAGGAGAGCCACACAGAAGAGCUUCCCCUUUACUGCUCCAUCUGCGGGGAGGUCAGCCCCAGUGCCGAUGCCCUUAUCGAGCACCGCAAGACUCACAGCGCCACUCACCAGUACAAGUGCGAUGAGUGCGGCGAAGGCUUCGACACCUUACUGCAGCGCUCUGCCCAUCGCGAGAGCCACCGGUUGCAUCGCAAGUUCAAAUGCCCGCAAUGUGACAAGGCAUACACAAGGCGGGCAGACGUAAAGAGGCACCAGCUGACCCACACAGGUGAACGGCCUCACCAGUGCGGCAUCUGUGGGAAGGGUUUCGCCCUACGCGCUGGCCUUCAGAAACACCAGAUGAUCCACACCGGAGAGAGACCCUACCAGUGCUCGCAGUGUCCCAAAGCCUUCAGCCUGAUGUCCAUCUUGCACAGGCAUGAGCGUAUGCACACAGGCGAGAGGCCCUUCCUGUGCUCACAGUGCGGUAAGAGCUUCCUCUCUCUGGGCGAGCUGCUUAAGCAUGAUAAGUCACACACGAAUGAGAGGCCGCACUCCUGCACCCAGUGCAAGAAGACCUUCAAGUCCAAGCGAGGGCUGAAGGAUCACAUGCUCAGGCACAGCGGCCUGCGGCCGCACGCGUGUUCUUACUGUGGCAAGAAGUUCACAAAGUCUUUUGCUUUGAUCAGACACCACAUGAUACACACGGGCGAAAGGCCGUUUUCAUGUACAUACUGCGAUAAAACGUUCCUGACCUCUACAGAAGCUUCUCUCCACAAGCGCAUGCACACUGGAGAGCGACCCUUCAGCUGCUCGGAGUGUCCCUGGAAGUUCCGGACCUCCUCGGAGUUGACGAGGCACAAGCGCACACACAGCCGGGAGAAGGUGUAUGACUGCAACUGCUGUCCCAAAACAUACAAGAGCAUGGCCAAACUGAAAAGCCACAUACGCAUCCACACAACGUUUGACCGAGCCAGGUGCCUUACUGAGGGUGAGGUGGCCAAUGCUGUGUCGUGACAGAACUGGUCAUAAGAACUUGACUGCGGACACAUUUCAGUUUUCAUGUCAGUUUAUUAGGUUCUCACCGAAUAUGUCAUUGGCUCAAACUUGAAGUUUUUGUAAUGGAUUUAAUAUAAUGGAUAUUAAAUCGAUGAUCCUACAAAUCAAGCAAAACUCUUACAGAUCUACCUUAAUCUGUAACUUGCUUUAUUAGAAAAUACUGAAUAUGCUGAGGUGUAUUCUUUACUUAUUUUCAUAUUGUGACUUUGCGAGUUCUUUCGUUUUGGCUGUGAAGUUGUAAAUAAAGUUGAGUAGGCUUUGAAGAAUGUC